This is a messenger RNA of Macrobrachium nipponense, 6478 nucleotides long. Its product is annotated as dnaJ homolog subfamily C member 27-like. The transcript is spliced from 7 exons. NCBI's taxonomy places the organism in Eukaryota, Metazoa, Arthropoda, Malacostraca, Decapoda, Palaemonidae. The coding region runs from base 368 to 1201 and encodes 277 amino acids. Gene Ontology annotation, molecular function: GTPase activity; GTP binding. The record is from RefSeq and is a predicted model, not a curated record. Gene Ontology annotation, biological process: vesicle-mediated transport.
CAAGACGUUUUUUUACCCCGACCGAACGAACAGCCGAGAUUUCAGUGUCUAUUUAUUUCCAGCCUGUGAAUAAUCCUUUUUCCCCUUUUGGUCACACUUAAUUGUGCUUAAAUCUCCGCCAGUUUAUCGAAGGAGGAUUUCAUCUCCGAGCACUGGAAGCCCUUUGACGAAGCCGUUAGAAAACCCGGUGUCCUUCUGCAGAAGCCUGAGUUCUGGAGGAGGAGUCUGCAAGGAACCCAUCGGUGACGAGACCUGCCUUAUUUUGACAGAUUAUUCUGCUGCCAGUCGCAAAACUAGGUGGUGGCUAACCCCUCUGUUCAUGAUUGAAGUAUCUUAUGUGAGCGGCAGUUGAUAAAUCUUAAAGUGAAUGGUUGUGAACAUGGAGAACCGUAAUGGUUCAAAAUUAACCCCAAGAAUUCGUAUUUUGAGUCUAGGAAAUCCAGGCGUUGGCAAGAGUUGCCUGAUUAAAAGAUAUUGCGAGAAAAGAUUUGUCAAUAAAUACAUUCCUACGGUAGGAAUUGAUUAUGGUUCGACAACAGUCGACGUGGAUGGACGUAAGAUCUCUGUCCACUUUUUUGAUACCUCUGGCAGCCCACUGUUUGAAGAAGUCCGCUCAGAGUUUUACCGCGACAUGCAAGGAAUUAUGUUGACGUACGAUGUCACUGAUAGGUCAUCAUUUAUUGCUUUGGAUGCAUGGAUGGCAGAACUGAGACACAAUUUAGGACCAGCUGAUGAGUGGAACUUAGCAGUCGUAGUCUGUGGCACUCGAACAGAUACAGGGGGAACUGGAGGAAGGCAGGUGUCCGAGACUGAUGGCCGUGCAUGGGCAGACAAGCAUGGUUUCUCACAUGUUCUGACUUCAGCUGCUUUAGGAAAUGGUAUCACACAGGCAUUCCAUACGCUGUUUGUUCAAGCAUUACAACAGAAGGAAGGGGUACGGCAGCCCGGGGGAGGAACGGGUGCGGUGGACCCUGAAGUGGUACAAGCUAUUCAUCGACUUAUCCACGCCAUAGACGAUUUUGAUAAGAUGGGCGUCAGUAGAAGAUCUGUAUCCAGAGAUGAAGUGAAUAAAGCCUACCGAAGAUUAGCAGCCAUUGUGCAUCCAGAUAAAUGCAAGGCUCCUGGGGCAGAGGAAGCCUUCAAGGCACUUACACAAGCCCGAGGAAAUCUCCUUAAGAUCAUGACGGAAACAACUGUUUAGUUACGUUAUAAAGCUUUAGGGCGUGUUUUUUGUAAGAGUUCUUUUGUCUUUCUUUGUUGAACUAUUUGUCUUGUUAAUUGUGUGGAAUAUUCUUCAUAUGUGUUUUGUACUUCAUGAUAGAGAGAAAUACUGUAGCCCUUAGUAGACUUUCUUCCUUACAAAUUACAGAUUCAAUGGUAAAUAACAGGAAUUAUAUAAGUGUUAAGUGACUGUGCCAUUUUCCAGUAGGCACAUCUUGGGACCAUUUCGUUAUUUAGGUGUCGGGAUCUUGCAUUAGUUUCCUUGGCAGUAGUUGAGAGGGACAUGUUACACUCUAACAUUAGGAAUUUGUACGCUUUAUGGCCGAAAGUGAAACUCAAUUGGUGGAAUGCAGUCUUUCUAAACUGUGAUUUAUGUUAGUUUAGAAACUUACUCGAGUAGUCUUGGUUUAUAUCGCCUGGUAUCUAACAGUAUGUAAAUAAUUGUGUACUUUAAAAUUUAUAUCAGCCUCUGGAGGACUAAUUACAUACAGUACAUAUGGUGAUUUUUUUUAUAUAUAGCAUGAUAAUUAGCUUUUCAUACUCAUUUAGAUUUUGUAAAAGUGCAGGUUGGGGAUGGCAUUCUUUGUAGGGGUAGACAUGAAGUAUGUUGGUAGUGAACGGUAGAUGAGAAACCAGUUUAAAGUACUGUUCUUUAUUAUCAAGUGUUGUACAGUAUUUAGCUGUCAAGUUACAAUGGUAUUUAGUUACACUGUUAAACAUAAACAUUCAUAAGCUAUUCAUGUAAUAAUUUACAAAAUUUAUGUUAUGUACAGUACUAUUUUACAAAACAGUUUUGAUAGAUUUAAGGAUUGUGAAUAUGUUGAUACUGCAUGCUUUAAAUUAGUUGAAUAGUCGAGUAUCAGUAUAGGUUUCUUCAUCUUCACACUGUAAAUAAUUCAAGCAAUUUUUGAAUGGAAGUUAGGUUUCAAGAAUUUGUUGAGCCCGAUUCAGACACUUUUUUGUCAUUGUAGUCAAGCAUGAAUUUUUUCUUUACAGUCAAAAGGUUAAUCUCAGGUAAAUCAUUAAUUCUCUUUUUGUUGUAAUCUUUAUUUAUCCCCAUGAAAACUAGUUCUAGUUACAGGAUAUCACCAAAUGUGUUUACUUGUUGUGUAUAUAUCAGUAAUUAAUCAGAACAAAUUGUUUUCCUUAAUGAGUUUUUAUACCAGUCAUUUUGUAAUUUGUACUAACCUACUGUAGCUAUAGCAUAAUUUAGAAACCAUAAAAUAUCAAACUAUAUCCCACGCUAGUUAUUUCUGAAUUUCUCUCUAACUUGAAGUAUUAUGCUCAUAUGUGGAUAUAAAGAUAGCUAGUGUUUUUAUGUGCAGGUGAUAGUUUUUUCAUAGACUACUUAUGUGUUUUCAUUCAGUUCAUGUUAAAUUCAUACAUUUUGAAAAUUUAAUGCUAGGAAUUUUUGCCAAUUAAGUAUCAGAAGACUGUUUGUUCCUACAGCCUUCUAUGUAGGAGUAUUUCUCAGAGUGAGCUAAAAUCAGACCUUGAAACUUGGUAACAAAGUAGCCAGAUGGUGGUAAGAGGGGCAAGUGGUAUUUUCUCUUUCAGAACUUCCUCAACAAAGUAAAUGGGGAGAUUUUUUGUUGCUUUGAGGGCUAAAAAGCACUUUAAAUUUCUCAUCGAUAGGGAGGCAAGACAGUUCCCCCAACUGCUGUAGUUGCAGUUGCUGCUUGGAUGAUGUCCCAGAUUAGGUUGACAGCCUGAGUUGUUGAUCAGGUCCUUGCUAUCCAGCAUUUGAGCAGGAAGUUCAUCUUGUUACAAGAUGCAUAGUUCUACAGAGGUCAGCACUCUUCCAAGUUUCAGCUGGGAGUGGUCUCAUUCAUCGGAAUGGACUGGUUUUGGAUUCCUUUUCACACUUUCUCUAGAAAGUUCAGACAGCAGUGAAGAGUGUCCUGAUAGCCAGAACACUUGAUCCAUUGGAUGUUGUCCUUCAAGUUCUCUCACAAGAAAGGAACGGAACCUUCAAGGAUGGCCAAACUUUCUGUGUCCAUUGUCACGAUGGGGUUCCCCUCCAAAAGAUCAAAGAUUUGUGCUUUGGACGAGUGAUAGCUCCCUGGUGUUCACUGUGGUGUCAGCUUGAGCCCAUUCUCAGGUUAGCACACUUCUGUUAUAUGGACAAAUGGUAGUUUGGGCAUCAAUGGAGGCUCCAGAACAAGGGGCCAGGCUCAGGUGAGUCCUGGCUUUUGGCAGGUAUACUGGGCGAAGCCAGUCGAGCAAUAGCCAGGUCAUUCUUCCAUCCAUUCUUUGCUGCAUGAUUGUGUGAGAGCCUAAGUAGGCAGGUGAUAGAGGUGGCUCAAGUUCUGAGACAUAGACUUUUCUGGAUGUGUUGUAUGUCAUUUUCUCUGGCAUUAUUUGUGUUAGAGCUCUAUGGACGUCGUAGGGAGUGGUGGUUCUGCUGUUCUUGCCAAGAACUGUCCAUAGUCCAUAGUGUGCUUCUGCCGGUGACUCAAUGAGUGCUGCAUGAGUGAAGUUUGUUAACCCAAUAAGAUCCAUAGCAAUUCUUUUUUCCACUGCCCAUCUUGGCAUUGGCUGUCAGUUCUGAUUUCAAAGAUAGGAUGGCUAUCAGUGCUGCUUUCAAAGCUAACAUGCCAUUUGCUUCUCGGUUUUAUGUUGUCAUGGCAGCAGGGGCAUGUCAUGAGGUAGAUGUGACGUUUGCUCAUCUAUCACUGGUAAUGUACUCGGGAACUCCAGUGUCUGCUAAACCAGCUUAUUAGGGCUCUUGUACAGUGUUCUGCCUUUUGUUGCUUGAUAGGGGUUACCUCAGGCCCUCUGGUGUUCCAGUCAAUUAUUGUGAAGAGGUAUCUGUACCCCAGAAGGUGGAAGGGGGUAGGGGCCUACAAUGUUAAUGUGGGUCAGUCGUUGCCAUGUUGUCAGGAUCUCUCCUAUCCUCCUCUUUACUUUUGACAUUUGGCAGGGGAGGCAUUCUCUUGCCCACAUGUUAAUGUCUUAUCUUCCUUCCCCACCAGAUAUGCCUCUCCAGCAGGAUUCAGGUGGUGAAUCGGCCUGACUGGUGGGAUAGGUUGUGGGCGAUGUUGAAUGCUGCCUUUCUCAACCCCAACAAAAAGUAUGGGCGAGGGCGUCUUGUACUUGUCUCGCAGGCAGUGGGUGUGUCUGUUGAUGAUGACCAGGUCACUCCAUGUUAAGACAAGGUUCUCCCGCCAAAGUCGCUGCAGGUCCACUACAUCUUUCUGCUCUUAUGUUAUGUCGGGAUAUGAUAUUCUGAUAUGGACAGUGUUGAUGGAGUUUCAAGAAAGAGCAUCAGUUACGCUAUUGGAGGAACCCUUUAAGUAUUGGAUGGUUUGGCUAUUGAUGACAGGUGCCGCCACUGCUUCUGGUGAAGGCAUGGACCAGGGGUUGGUGACCAAGUGGACAGCAUCGACCAUUUUCAGGAACUUGUCAAGGGGCAUGGUUGAUGCUUUGGGGAUGGCCGCGACUGUUUGGCAGGGUAAUUUUGUGAGUAGGACCUAUCUCACAAUGUCAAACAUAGUCUGGAUGGCCAUCUGUGGCGGGGAUCAUUACUAGCCACCACAGCUGCUUGUAGACAUGCGAUGGAUACUGGUCUCCUAUUGCUGCCCCUACACAGUCAAAGAACUUUCUAGCUCUGAGGGUGGGCGGCAUGCUGAAGGACAACCUUCCUUUGGUGCUUUCUAGGAUACAAUGGGCUGUUGGUCAGUGAGCAAUUCUGCAAUUUGCUCAAAGUCGGAACUCGAGGACGGCGUUGGCUUUGCAGGAUGAGGUGGUGAUCUUAGACCUGAAGAACCAGUGCCUCGGUUGUGGGUUGUGAAGGGCCUCAAGAGUGGAAUGCGACUUCUUCCUCCACAGCCUACAGCAGGUGGUGUUUUACCCUUGAAGUAGUCUUGGACAGAUAUCAUACUCAAGACCAUCUUUCUCCUAGUCUCCGGCAAAACAUACUGACAAGUAAAAUGGUCCUCCUCCUUCUGUAGCACCUGUAGGAUUAGAAUCUUUCUUCUUGUUGUCACACAAUUUCUUAUCUCUCUCUUUGGGACCUGGUGAUGCUGACAAGGAUUCUGUUCGUAGUGUGUUGUUAGAUGCUACCCAAGUAGGCCCCAACUUCUUAGCCAAGUAAUAAUGCCUCCUUGCUAGUAGUGGCAAUUACAAGAAGUGGGUCUCCAGGAACACCUUUGCUUCCUGACUUUGUGAAAUUUAAUUAGCCCUGUGACGCUUCCUGCAAAAUAGUUGUACAGUUGAAGUCAGGUUAAUUGAAACUAUCCCUACUUUUUUAAUCAAACUUUAGCAUAGUAUUAGGAUAGGUGAAGCAUCAGACCCCUUACCUCAUUAUACCAGAAGGAUGUCGACCUGCUCCGCACAUUGUGUAAUCACCCAAUCUCCUUUCAGACAGAAAAGCACCUGCACUCAGAAUGGUCAAAUAACUGGCUUCUUAUACUUUCUCCUCUUAUAGGGCAGCAGCUUGGCCCAUGUACAGAUAUACUCAUCCCCUUACCACCAAUUACAAUGUUUCAAUGACCAAUUCCAGCUUGUGAUUAGGAAUACUCCUACUCAGAAGGCCUUGGUUUCUAUACCUAAGAAAAAUAGAAAUAAGAUAAUAACAAAUUCCACUUUUAAAACACAGUAUGGCAACACCUUUAUAUGGAUUUAGAAAUUUGUAGCAGUAUCAAUAAAUGAAUGUUUAUGACUAACUGUACACAUAAAAAUUUAUCUUAUACAUUGAUGAAAUCAAGAGCUCAGCAAUAUUAUAGUAACAAUGCAUUAAUGGUUAUGAAGAUCUCUAAAUCUGCUGUACAUUUACAGUUUUAUGUACAGAAAAAUAUUUUUUUUAUUUUAUUUUCAAAUAAUACAUUGAUUAAUAAGAGUAAUUUGUUGUAUAAUACCUCAAAAUACUAUAAAGGUGUAAGAUUUUAAUCUUAACUGUGUUGUACCAACUUUCUAAAUGAUAAAAUAAUGGAUAAUUACCUGCAAUAUCAUUUGGUGCACUUGUUAUAGGUCUUACAGAUUGUACAGAUUGUUAUUUUGUUAUCCAGUUGUUUAAUAUACUGACUUGAAUAGCUUAUAAAAAUGAAAAAUGUCAGAAUCAUUGGCCUUGGCUAAAAUUAAUGGUUGUUUGUUGUUAUGCUUAGCUGUGAGAUUCUGUAUGAAGAUAUUUUGAAAUUAAACUGAAAUCUGGCUUUAAUUCAAAGUUACUGCAUUUCUAUUAAAGUAAAAUAUUAGCUCAGUUUCAUAUUGUAAUUGGAUGUCAUGGUCAACAUAAAUAAAUUUCAUUCAGAAUUAA